Rhododendron vialii is the source of this 2644-nucleotide messenger RNA. RefSeq lists its product as uncharacterized. Lineage: Eukaryota; Viridiplantae; Streptophyta; Magnoliopsida; Ericales; Ericaceae. The transcript has a single exon. The record is from RefSeq and is a predicted model, not a curated record. Bases 782 to 2290 code for a protein of 502 amino acids.
CUCUCUCUCUCUCCCUCUCUCUAUCUCUACCUGCCUCUUUUGACAGAGUAAAAGAGAGUGUGUGUGAAUGUGUGUGUGAAAGAUGAGGAUUGUAAAGACUAUCGAUUCCUCUCAUUAUCCAAAUCUCUCUGGGUUCUUGGGUGUCGAAGCUUAUCCCAAAAGGUGCUCCUCUAGAAUCCCCUCAUCAGAUUUGGUCCUCUUUCUAGGCCUUGGCUUCAUAGAUUGGUAAUAUCCAUCUUUACAUACAUAUCUCAUUUAAUUUUUUUUAAAUUUUUUUUUUCUCUCUUCUUGUAGUUGUAGUAAUAUGACAAAUGCUAGAAGGGUUUUCUGGUAUUUGGAAGAUAUAAGGAUAUUCCUGGGUUAGGGUUUGAUAAUUUCCUCUCUCUUUUUGUUUCUUGAUUUUCUUGAUUUCUUUAUAUAAAACUCCUCCUCUAGCUAAAUUUUCUUUCUUUCUAUAUUUAAUUUUUGGGGGGUGGUUCUUUAGUCUAGUUUUAUUUUCCUUGACUAAUAGUAGCAAGAUCUGAUUAUAUUUUCUCUCUUUUCACACUUGAAUAACAUUGUUGUUUGUCAAAUAUUCUGGUUUUAAUGUGGGUUUGUUGUGGGAAAUAGUAUGGUGAUAAAUAAAUCUGGGAUCUUGAUGGGGGUGGGGAUUCCUUUUGGGGAUUGAUGUAUGGAUAGUGGUGGUUGUAAGGUUGUUAUCUGUUGAAUUGAUUUUAUGGGAUGAAAGUUUCAAACCAAGAAGUGAAUUUGCCCCUAAGACCAAGGGAGGAGGUCAAUUGAGAUGGGAGAUUCCUUAAUCACAGCCCUGUCAAUCGAGAAUCAUCACCCGCCGUUCACCCUCUUGUCCAUGGAUUCCAGUGCCUCUUCGUCACACGAUGAAUUGGACCUCGAAAUGAAUCGAGGCAUUCUCACCUGUCCCCCAGAUAUCAAUCUACCCCUCUCAGGAGACCGGAGCCCACCUCUGCAACCGUGGAGCUCAGACCCAUGUGAUAUGCUUGACGUUGGGCUUGGUCCCCAAGUCUAUGAGACCGAGAGUUUUCUCGGCGUCCCCAAGGUUGGACGGAAAAUCGCUAAACGGGUAGAUAGUAUCUGGGGUGCUUGGUUUUUCUUUAGUUUUUACUUCAAGCCUGUUUUGAAUGAGAAAUCUAAGGCCAAAGUUGUUUGGGACAGUAACGGAGUUUCUGGGUAUGAUAAAUCUGAUCUUCAGCUCGAUGUUUUCAUGGUCCAGCAUGAUAUGGAGAAUAUGUAUAUGUGGGUUUUCAAAGAAAGACCUGAGAAUGCGUUAGGUAAGAUGCAGCUGAGGAGUUACAUGAAUGGCCAUUCUCGUCAAGGGGAGCGACCCUUUCCGUUUAGUGUUGAUAAGGGGUUUGUUCGAUCUCAUAGGAUGCAAAGGAAGCAUUAUAGGGGUCUUUCAAAUCCCCAAUGUGUUCAUGGAAUCGAAGUUGUGUCCUCCCCUAGUCUCAUGGGUCUUGACGAAGAUGAGCGGAAAAGGUGGAUUGAACUCACUGGACGGGAUUUGAAUUUCUCUAUACCGCCUGAUGCUAGCAAUUUUGGUUCGUGGAGAAACCUCCCAAAUACAGAUUUUGAGCUUGAGAGACCACCUCCUCCGAUCAAGAGAGAUCCAAAUCCCAACCCCAAGAAAUUGCUCAAUGGGUCUGGACUGAAUCUGUCAACUCAACCAUCUAACCACAGAAAUGGUGAUACAAUGGACCUAUCGGAUCUUAGCAAGAAACGGAAGGACUUUUUUCCACACGGAAAUGGUGAUGAUUGUUACUUGACCGUUAAUCCUCCUUCUGAUCAUGUUCAAGGCAUGGAAAUUCACCCGAACGAGCCACAUUGGUUGAAUGACUUCAGUGGGGUUAUGAGGAAUGUUUAUGGGCCUGUAACAGCUGCAAAAACCAUUUACGAAGAUGAUGAGGGUUAUUUGAUUAUAAUCAGCUUGCCAUUUGUGGAUCUUCAAAGGGUGAAAGUUUCUUGGAGGAACACCCUCACUUAUGGGAUCAUUAAGGUGUCUUGUGUAAGCACUUCUCGCAUGCCGUACAUCAAGAGACACGAUCGGACGUUCAAGCUCACAGAUCCGUCUUCGGAGCACUGUCCUCCGGGGGAAUUUGUGAGGGAGAUUCCACUAUCAACCAGAAUUCCCGAAGAUGCUAAUAUAGAAGCAUAUUACGAUGGGCCCGGAACAGUUCUUGAGAUCAUAGUGCCAAAACUUCGCGAGGGGCCAGAAGAGCACGAGGUUCGCGUCUGCCUUCGCCCUCAUAUUGGGAGCAAUGAUCUUACCCUGACCUGAUGGGGGUAAUCCUAUGGAACUUUUAGCAUGGUAGAAGUCGGUAGUGCUUCAUUUGUUUCACUAACCUUGUUUCAAACAGUGCAAUCCAUGAAGCAAAAUGUGAGUGUCACAUUUGCCAUUUUGAAUAUUGGGUCACUAAUUGCUAUGGUUUUUGUUCCCAUGCAUUUGGUUGACUUUUUUUUUCUUUUUUUUUUUUUGGGGAUAUUUUCAAUUGCUUGUUCAAGUCAGUACCCAUAAUGUUAACUAAUUUUAUUUUCUGUGUAUUUGGUAUCUGAAUCUUGUUUUCCUCGGAUUUCCUUUUAUGUUUCUUCUUCUGGUAGAAAUGGACAAAACAGUUGAUGAAAUAUUGCAGCA